CAAUAGAUUAUGGUAUUUGUGCUCGUAUUAUUCGCCAGUUCCAUCAGUUACUUUCUGACCACUGGUCAGUUACAACGAGUGGACUUGCAUUAGUUACCAUAGAGAUUUCGAGGGCAUGAUUAUAACGAGUUAAAAUCCUGUAAAAUUAAGUAGAAAAAAAUAUUUAAUUAAAGAAUCUCGUCUACCAAAGCUCUGCUACUUCUAAUGGCCGACCUUAAGGGCCUGGAAACAGAACGAAAAGAACGACGAAAGAUCAGAAAGAGCAAGAUUGAAAAACGCCGACGAGAAAGAAUUAACCAGAGCCUAGCGGAGUUGAAGGAACUUCUGUCUUUGGUGGAUCCUAACGAAAUGUGUGAGACGUCAACUCACACUAGUAAACGAAGAGCCGAAAUGUUAGAAAAGUUAGUUCUACACUUGCGAUAUCUUCACACAAAAUUCUCUUCAGAAGUCAGCACCAUGCUUGAAGCGCCACCCGGUGAAGGUUUUAUUAUUGGCUACAGGAAAUGUAUGACUGAGAUUGCUCGUUUUUUGUCAGCGAAUGAAUACAGACAGUCUCCUGAAUUCAUGCCCCGUCUGUUUUGUCAUUUGAAUCGAAGGCUCCAAGAAAACAAUAAACGUUACAGCGAAAAAUCGACGAAACAGACAGACGACUUGUUGGUCCCAUCGGAUUCUUCUCAAACACAAGAAGAAAACUCCAGAGAAACAGAACCAAAUCAUAACGAAUUGCCGGUUAAAAACGCCUUCAUUGGUCCUGGAUUUUUUUCUAGCGGUUAUUAUUUUUGGCCUGUGUACAACCGUGAUACGUCAUCUAGCGAUUUUAUUGGCCGUCAUCCUGGAAUUAAAAUGUCUUUGAAAAAGGAAAUGGGUUCGAGUCAAAACGAUAAUCAAGAAGAUUCUCGAAUAAUAAGAAAUGUUGAGUGUUUGAAUCAGGCUAAUGGAAAAAUGUCAUCUAGCGAUUUUAUUGGCCGUCAUCCUGGAAUUAAAAUGUCUUUGAAAAAGGAAAUGGGUUCGAGUCAAAACGAUAAUCAAGAAGAUUCUCGAAUAAUAAGAAAUGUUGAGGGUUUGAAUCAGGCUAAUGGAAAAAUGGUUUGGCGCCCUUGGUAAAAAAAAGACGAGAAAAUGAUAUUUAUAUAACUUUCUAGUGAUUACUUCGAGUAAAAUAACAGAAGGAACCAGUGUAGUUCCAGACAGCAUAUGAUUUAUUACGUUCACCUGUUUGAAUUCGUUACUAAAAGUUUGUCAACCUUAAAUGACCGAUAUCAGGUUUUCGAAGACAAAAUACAGAAAUGUUAUCAGUAACAAACUUGUUUCUUUGUGUAGUUGAUUUCCAGGUAUUCAAUGUAAAUA
Messenger RNA from Limulus polyphemus (Atlantic horseshoe crab), 1347 nucleotides. Its product is annotated as hairy/enhancer-of-split related with YRPW motif protein-like. Gene Ontology annotation, molecular function: protein dimerization activity; RNA polymerase II cis-regulatory region sequence-specific DNA binding; DNA-binding transcription factor activity, RNA polymerase II-specific. Lineage: Eukaryota; Metazoa; Arthropoda; Merostomata; Xiphosura; Limulidae. Gene Ontology annotation, biological process: anterior/posterior pattern specification; regulation of transcription by RNA polymerase II; regulation of neurogenesis. Bases 205 to 1104 code for a protein of 299 amino acids. The transcript has 4 exons. The record is from RefSeq and is a predicted model, not a curated record. Gene Ontology annotation, cellular component: nucleus.